Molecule: messenger RNA, 3313 nt
Organism: Calidris pugnax (ruff)
Lineage: Eukaryota; Metazoa; Chordata; Aves; Charadriiformes; Scolopacidae
Product: probable glutamate receptor
Exons: 11
Coding region: 186-1649 (487 amino acids)
Biological process (GO): modulation of chemical synaptic transmission; synaptic transmission, glutamatergic; monoatomic ion transport
Cellular component (GO): dendritic spine; plasma membrane; AMPA glutamate receptor complex
Molecular function (GO): transmitter-gated monoatomic ion channel activity involved in regulation of postsynaptic membrane potential; AMPA glutamate receptor activity
Source: RefSeq, a predicted model, not a curated record
CCUGGCUCCUCCCUCUCUUUGAUGGUUAUAACAGCGGCGAAUGCCUGCGCGCACUCACUGCUCCAGCAGUUCCAUUGUGCCCGUUCGUCGAGUUGCUUCUGCUGGUGCCCAGCCAGACAAACGGAACUAGGAGAGGCUGAAGGAAUUGCUGGAGCUUCCUUUAGAGAGUAGAUAUUUCUGCUCCAAUGGACAAAGGUCUUCACUUCACGUUCCAUGUGAUUACAACGGUGCUGCUCCUGAGAGUAUCGAGCCAGGCAGGCACUACAAGGAAUGAUGAUGCUGUGGUUAAGGGCAGUGACUUAAGGGGAGCAGGAGAGGGUCUUCCGACUUUGACUGUCACAACGAUCCUGGAGGAUCCCUAUGUGAUGGUGAGAAGUGCAGAACUGGAGGGAUACUGCAUCGAUCUGCUGAAGGCGCUUGCGUCAAUGCUCCACUUCAGCUACAGGGUGAAGGUGGUGGGAGAUGGGCAGUACGGGGCCGUCUCUGCCACUGGGAACUGGACGGGGAUGAUCGGCGAGAUUUUGAGACGGGAAGCAGACAUUGCAGUGGCUCCGUUGACAGUCACGUCAGCAAGAGAAGAGGUGGUCUCCUUCACCACACCGUUCCUGCAGACUGGGAUUGGAAUCUUGCUUCGGAAAGACACCGUCUCUCAGGAUAUGUCUUUCUUCCACUUCCUGGCUCCUUUCAGUAAGGAGACCUGGACAGGCCUUUUAUUUGCUUAUGUGCUGACGUGCUUCUGCCUCUUUCUUGUUGCCAGACUGAGCCCCUGUGAAUGGAAUGAGCCAAAGAACGAAGAGAACCACUUCACCUUCUUAAAUAGCCUCUGGUUUGGAGCAGGAGCCCUUGCCCUGCAAGGUGUGACCCCGCGGCCCAAAGCGCUGUCUGUGCGGGUCAUCGCUGCCGUCUGGUGGCUGUUCACCAUCGCCCUGCUGGCCGCCUACAUCGCCAACUUCACCGCUCUGCUGAGCUCCGGCAGCGAGCAGCUCCCCAUCCAGACUUUUGAAGAUCUUGUGAAGCAAAGAAAGCUCGAGUUUGGGACACUGGAGGGCUCCUCUACUUUCUACUUCUUCAAGAACUCCAAGAACCCCAUCCACCAGAUGAUCUAUGAAUACAUGGACAAGAGACGAGACCACGUUUUAGUCAAAACCUACCAGGAAGCAGUUCAGCGGGUGAUGGAGUCGAACUACGCCUUCAUCGGGGAAUCCAUCUCUCAAGACCUGGCAGCUGCCAGGCACUGCGACCUGAUCCGGGCCCCUGAAGUCAUUGGAGCCAGAGGAUUUGGCAUUGCCACUACCCAGGCAUCCCCCUGGACCAAGAAGCUCUCCAUCGCCGUCCUCAAGCUGCGCGAAUCGGGAGAUCUCGACUACCUGCGGCACAAGUGGUGGGAGAGCAGCUGCCUCCACAAGAGCAGGGAGCGCUGGAGCCCGCUGCAGCCCCAGGCCCUGGGGGGGCUCUUCCUUACCCUGGCCAUUGGCCUCGCGCUGGGGGUGAUCGCGGCCGUGGUGGAGCUCUCCAACAAGAGCAGACACGCUGCUGGACACGCCAAGAAAUCUUGUUGCUCCGUUUUCACAGAAGAGAUGUGCACUCGCCUACGCAUUAAAGAAAACACCAGACAAAGCCAGGAGACUUCGGGGAGAGCUAAUGCUUAAGAAUUUUUUGCUGGAGGAACGGGCGUGUAUUAGGUUCAUACCAUAUAUAUUUCAUAGGAACUACAUCACUGUAGAAAGAUGUUUUUCUGCAAGUCUAGAGUGUUAGUUUUCUACUUACAAACACAGAGAGAGAGAGAGCACGUCUGGAUUGGAGCUGGACACCGAAGAAAAUUUAAGUGUCUUGGAAGAAUUUAAAUUGAUGAGGGUCAGAGUGUGUGAAAAAGAAGGGAGGUAACAACGAGGUACAGUAAAGGUGAGAUGGCCUGAGGUGGUGGAUCCAGAUGUAGUUUAGAAGUUCACUGUGUAAGUACAUGAACGGCUGUAGGAGUAAGUGACUUGGGCUAGGUUAAUGUGAAGCCUCUGGUUACUAAUUACAGUAUGAGGCACACUCUUGAAAAUUAAAGCUCUCCUCUGACUGUUCUAAUCAAGAACAACUGCUUCUUAAACAUUUUAGUUAUAAAUAGACUGUGCUCUUCCCCUCUUCUAAGCAGAAGAUGCUGUGAAAGUUACUGUGAAAGUCAUUUCUGAAUCAGAAACAACAAAACUGUUGCAUAAACCCCCAAAAUGCAGGAUUUAACUGUGUUCUCUGCAGAAAGUGAGACCGGGCAAGUAAGGAACUACCAGACUUGGGCAAUGCAAGUCACAGCCUUGUCUUUUGCCAGUGUCCCAUCACAGAUCACUUUCACUCUUUAGCUGCAGAGGGUGUUUUCUCCUCCUGAACCUGCUCAAGCAGUACUCGGGCAGAAGCCUGAGAGCUGAAAUCCAGCAGCACCAGAGCAGCAACUUUGGUAUCCUCAAUUAAAACAAAGGCAGGUUGAGCAGGGAGGGUGAGGCAGCAAGUGACGGGCACGUCCUGCUGCUCUCUGGCUCCAAGAGAAGAAUCUCUGAAAUUCAUGGGGAACACUUCUCUCAGCUGCAUAUUAAACAGUUUCCUAAUUAAGCUGUUUUUCAUUUCAGAGCUGGAAUGACUGAUGCAUGCACAUGUUGGUUUGCAAAUUCAUGGUUAAAUGACUCCAUUUAUGUACUGCACAGCUGAUGGAGGGCAAAAAAGUGCAAAUUCAGUUACUUGGAAAGGGCUUUAACUGCACUGCGUGAACUAAGAGACUAAUUUUUAGCAGUCCCAGCAUUAAAUAACUGAAAGCAACAGAAACUAAGGUGCCUCUGACAGAAAUAGAGCUGGGUGUUCUUGAAUAGAGCACUACACCUUCACUUUAGGGGUAACGUGGUCAAGACUCAGCCUGCAGCUACUGCCAGGUAAUUUAGUGUAACUGCAGAAUUCCCCUCCCACCCCAGUGUUAACAAGACAAGAGAGAAAGCAAUGAGUUAAGAGUUAUUCCAGCUGUUGUUGGGUGCUCAGAUCAGGAGGGUGCUGGUACAGCUGGGAGGUCAGAAGGUGGAUUCAAUCAAAUUAACUGCUCAAGAGCAUGAAAGGCUGUAGGUAAGUCUAAAAGCUGACCUGGGAAAUGCAACAUCAGGCUCAGGCAGCACAUUAAACACUGUUUGGGGUGUGCCGUGUCAGCGGUGGCAGAGUAGGCAGAGAUGUAUAAAAAAAAGGUUUCAUUGACAUUUAAAUAUAUUUCUAUAUGAAUGUCUCACAGAACAAAAAAAUAAAGUCUUUUCAUCACAAAUACUGCAGCAUUAAAAUAAACACUUACCAAAAUAAA